This is a messenger RNA of Hydatigera taeniaeformis, 408 nucleotides long. Lineage: Eukaryota; Metazoa; Platyhelminthes; Cestoda; Cyclophyllidea; Taeniidae. The record is from the annotation of a GenBank genome assembly.
UUGACAUUAUCAGUUUACCAGCUAGCUGUGAAGGGUGUUGCUGCAGUGUCCAAAACACGUGAGAUAGAUGUAGAAACUGACGCUGAGAAACUUGUGAACUUUUGCUGCAUUAACUAUCGGAUCAAUGAGCAACCGAUUCCCUUAAAGCCAGAUAGUGAGUAUCCUACAUGGCUAUGGUCGCUUAGAGUUUCCAGAAGGCCGCCUAGACUCGCUGACAUCGAUCCAGAUUCUUACUACUAUUGGCGCCGUAUUCGGAGGCUUCACAAUCGGCAUUUGAAUAAUUUAGCUGCUGCUGAUGGAUGGCAUCGCAGAGAGCAUCGAGACCCGCGGUCUCACUCUGAAAGAGCCUAUGGCGAUCUGUCCCGCGCCCUAGGAAAGUGGUUACGGGAGCACGAGGGUCGAUCGUGA